Eremomyces bilateralis CBS 781.70 is the source of this 237-nucleotide messenger RNA. RefSeq lists its product as uncharacterized. The transcript is spliced from 2 exons. Bases 1 to 237 code for a protein of 78 amino acids. Lineage: Eukaryota; Fungi; Ascomycota; Dothideomycetes; Eremomycetales; Eremomycetaceae. The record is from RefSeq and is a predicted model, not a curated record.
AUGCGGUCUAGCAUUCUCAUGUCCAUCUUUACUCUCCUCGCCUUCGGCUAUGCGGCUCCGGUCAGCGAUGCUGUAUCGGCACGGAGUGAUACCCAGCCCGUGAAGUCCACUGUUGACGGUGGCGUUGUUCCCUUCAACAGUAAACGCGCUGUCGAAGAUAUAGUCGUCCGCGCCCCAAGUGACACUGCGCCGGUCCAGUCGACGCCAGAGGGCGGUGUUGUCCCAUUCAAUAGCUGA